Plasmodium knowlesi strain H is the source of this 738-nucleotide messenger RNA. RefSeq names its product purine nucleoside phosphorylase, putative. The transcript has a single exon. Bases 1 to 738 code for a protein of 245 amino acids. Gene Ontology annotation, biological process: uridine catabolic process. Lineage: Eukaryota; Apicomplexa; Aconoidasida; Haemosporida; Plasmodiidae. Gene Ontology annotation, molecular function: uridine phosphorylase activity. Gene Ontology annotation, cellular component: cytosol. The record is from RefSeq and is a predicted model, not a curated record.
AUGGAAGAAGAAAUGCAGAGGCACAUCAAGCUCACGCCAUCACAGACGACCCCAGUGGUAUUGGUGGUUGGAGACCCAGGUCGAGUGGACAAGGUUAAAAUGCUGUGUGACUCGUACGUAGAUUUGGCGUAUAACAGAGAGUACAAAAGUGUUGAGUGCACAUACAAAGGGCAGAAGUUCCUCUGUGUCAGCCACGGAGUAGGAUCCGCAGGAUGUGCAAUCUGUUUCGAGGAGCUCAUGAAUAACGGAGCAAAGGUGAUCAUUCGUGCUGGAUCAUGUGGUUCUCUCCAACCAACUCAAAUGAAGAGAGGUGACAUUUGUAUAUGCAAUGCAGCAGUAAGAGAAGACAGAGUAUCGCACCUUAUGAUAUAUUCAGACUUUCCCGCUGUAGCAGAUUUUGAGGUUUACGACACCUUAAACAAAGUAGCACAAGAGUUAGAGGUUCCCGUUUUCAAUGGAAUUAGUUUAUCAUCUGACCUAUACUACCCACACAAGAUCAUCCCCACAAGAUUGGAAGAUUACUCAAAAGCUAAUGUCGCUGUGGUCGAAAUGGAAGUAGCCACCUUGAUGGUUAUGGGUACUCUUCGAAAAGUAAAAACAGGUGGCAUUUUCAUUGUUGAUGGAUGCCCAUUGAAGUGGGAUGAAGGAGACUUUGACAAUAACCUCGUUCCAGAGAAACUUGAAAAUAUGAUUAAGAUAUCUUUGGAGACUUGUGCCAGAUUGGCGAAGAAGUAUUAG